AUGUUCAUAGCAAGUUACUUCGAUCGGAGGGACAGACUGCACGAGAAGAAGGAGCACAAAGUAAACAAUGAGGAAGAGAAAAGGAAUAAAAUAGAGAAUAUUUUAAAAAACGCCCUACAUUCAUAUAAGGGAAGAGAGGCAACAAGUAACAGAAGGGACGAAAAGGAGGAAAUAAAAAAAAUCCUGUUAGAAUUCCUAAAGAGGAAGUUAAAGAAAACAAAAAGGAGGAAUAUCAUUAAAGGGUAUCCCCCAGAUUAUUAUCAAAAUAGUAAUAGCAACCUUCCUGCAGAAGAAAAUUCGCUUGAUGAAUUCACCAGUGAUAGCGAAAUAGAAACCACAAUAAAGGAAAAUAAAAAUAUAAAAAAUUGCGCAGAAAAAAUAACUCUAUUAAGUACUAUCUUAAAACAUGACAAGUUAAAAGAUAUGAACAUACAGGAGGUCUAUAGAAAAAUAGACACAUACAUUGGUGAGAGUCAAAACGAUAUUAAGCAGAUAAACGGAAAAUUGGAAAAUAAUGCAGAGAAAGAAUUAAGGAUAGGGAGGGACAAUCUGUCCAAGUUGUACUCCAUCAAAACAGAGUUGGCAAAAAAUAAAAUUUUGCAAACAGAAACGGAAGGAAGUUGUAAUGCCAUUGAACAUAUGAUAAGCGAAAUGAAAAUGAUACAAAAAUUGGCCAAGCAGAAGGAGUACAUUGUAAUUUUAAAAAAUAGCUUAAUCAGACUUGAUUACGCAAAGAAAUGUGCAGUCAGCAGAAAUUACGACGAAACGUUAAGUAUAAUUUUGGACAUUACUAGGAAAUUUCACUUAUUUAAAAAAAAUGGAAAGGAACAAAUUGCUAAGGGGAUUCAAUUUUUUCUCCCCAUACUAACAGAAUAUUACAUGAGUAGAACCCAGUUCCUACUCUCCAGUAUUUCGUGGGGUAAUAACAUUUCCAACGUUUUAACCAACGAGCUGGAACAACUACUAAACGAUUUUACUGACGGGGAUGAUGAGUAUUCAAUUAUCGUUGAGGAGGAGUUUCCCACCAGCACGGAGAAACGAUCAUCUACAGGUGGAACCCCGAACGAGUAUACCACCGAAACGAAUGGCAGUAACACCGCUUUAUGGAAUAACCAUAGUGGGGAUAAAGGCAAAUCGCUCCAGGAAAAAAUUAAAAGUGCCGUCAUCUUCGAAAGUGCGUAUAUUUCCCUUCUUCAAAAGGAAAGCCAAGAAUUUGUGCACACACUAAUUAGCUGGAAUUUGAUGGAAAAAAUUGACGACUAUUUAAAGGGGGAAAAAAACAGGGGAGAGAAUUUUUCCCAUCAUAGAUGUGAUUGCCCCGUUAAAUUUAUCGAUCAAAUGGCUAGCUGCAUAAUCACAUUUUUUAGGUCCUUUUUCCAAAAUGAGGAAAGCCCCCUUUUCAAAAUUGACAAACCGGAAUGGGGACUGAAGUACCUGUUCUACCAGUGCGUGAUUAGCAACACAAUAUUGAAGACGUUCCUAAGGUUCGUCUAUGAGGGGGACUUUAAGGGCAGCGUGGUGCUGGGCCAGGCCUUGCACGAUGCGUUCAUGUGCAGUGGUCAGGGUGGCAAUGAACAUAAUGAUGUACACCGUGGUAGCCACUCCUAUGAUGACCUGCCAAUUGCGCAGGGGUUAAGCAACCCAGAGGUUGACCCUCCCACAUCAGGAGGCGUUUACUUUACCUCUGAGGAUAGCCAGCACGAUGAAGAUAAGACAGAUGUAAAAAGCCUUUUCAGCACGUACAGCAUGAUGAGCAGCGAGCAGAAGGAGAGCAUCCUGUACGACAUAACGAACUGCGAACAGGUCAUAAGGAAUCUGAAUUUUAAAAUAAUCAAUGAGUGCAGGUUGUAUAUACUGAGUCGAUGCGCCUACUUCAUCCAGCUGUACCAUGUGGAAGAAAAUAAGGGUGAAAUAAAAAAGGCAUUUUUAAAUUUCAUACACCAUGUUCUGAUGCUUUACAAGAAAUGGAUGCUAUAUGACGAGGUCAACUGCAAGCAUUUGCUGGACGACUUUCUGAACAACACUUUUGUGCGCGUGUUAGAUGUGGAAAGGUUCGCACCGGGCGGGGAAAAGAAAGUAACCAGCGGCAGCCAUGACGCAGAUGCGGAUGUAAUUACAAGUGCAGUUUCUGAUGUAGCUACCGGUGCAGGUACCACUACAAGUGCGUACGAAUCAAACCAGCGCAGCAUACAGGAACUGCUCAAAGCAAGGGCGGACGGGCCCAGCGAGGUGAAAGGGGUCCACAUGAGAAACUUCUUCCUACUAAUCGAAAAGGAAUUCCUCGUUGAUAUUUUGAAAGACAUGGCCGUCAACAACUGCUGCGUGAAGUUGAAGAAUAAAAUUAUUCUGGAGGAGGCCGACUGCGUCAGUGAGUAUGUCCACAUUUUUAUAGAGUUGCUGAAGAAGGUGACGAGGAGAAUGGAUCUCUUUCAUCAUGCUGAGGGUGGGGGAAGCAGCACCCACGAUGGAGGCUACACUCCCCGCUGUGACCGCUUCGUGGAAAAGUACCUCCAGCAGGUUGUGAAGGAGCUACUUCUCAUCGUGAAGGACGAAUUUAGACACCACUGGAACAGCAUAAACGAUCUGAUAGGCGAAUGCAGCAGCACGUGUCUGCUUUACGUGUCCUUCUGCUCGAUAAACAAAUUCCUCGCCAAUUUCCAAUACAAGAAAUAUUUGCAAGAAACCAUUUCGAGCUUCAAUCAAUUGGAAAAAAAAAUGAUGAAUAAUUUUCUAGACGCAUUUUACCAUUUCAUUUCUAUCAGAAUAUAUAAUUUCUUCUCAACGAAUAAUAUUUUUCAUGAGUAUAUCCUGAGCAAUCUUUUUAAGAUGAAAAAAUGCCUCCCAGGUGAUCUCUUCCAAAAUUUGUGCGGCAGGAUAUUGCAGAAAUUAGACUCCAAAAUUUUAUCUUUCCUGAUGAAUCAGAGCAAUACAUAUUUACACAACGAAUGUAUUUUCAAUACGUUCCUUAGUAACGCUUCCUUGAUACUGCAUCAGCUGGACGACCUUCAUAUGGAUGUAGAGGGUGGUGGUCGUAGUGAUGACCGGGGGGGUACGUGUUGCAUGCCACGUUUAGAAGAAAUUAUCCACCUCAUGACAGAUGAUGUAGAUACUUUGAAGAGAAGAAUUCACCAACUUAAAAGUAACUAUAAUUUGUUGCUAAAUGAGAAAAAUAAGAAUUGGCUAGUUCAGGUCACCAAAAUUACCAAUGCGCUUUUGCGGGACGAUGAUGAAGAGGAUUCCAGUGAUGAGCACUCACCGUUCCAUGCCCAUUAUGCAAAGGACGAUGCAAAUAAGGCUUGUAAAAUUUCGCUGAAAAAAAUUAAAAUGCUCCUUUUGAAGCGCCCGGAUAUCAAGCAGAUCGCGGAGAAGUCCAUCGUCAUUCAGGAGUUCAUCCAGGUGUAG
Molecule: messenger RNA, 3402 nt
Organism: Plasmodium coatneyi
Lineage: Eukaryota; Apicomplexa; Aconoidasida; Haemosporida; Plasmodiidae
Exons: 1
Coding region: 1-3402 (1133 amino acids)
Source: RefSeq, a predicted model, not a curated record